AUGGGCUGCUUCCGCAGCCUCUCGCUCUACGUGGCCUGCUGCCGCGACCAAGCCCCUCCCUCCUGGGCGGCGUGCGAUCCGGCGGAAGCAGACGCCUGCUGCGGCGCUGCGGGCCAAAAGGAGUUCCUGGGCCUGGUGGCCUCCGUGCCCGUGGAGAGCUCCGAGCAGCCGCGGGCUGUGGAGGUUCUGUGGCACUUCCUGCGGGACAUCGACCCUUGGAGCCUUGAUGCCUGGCGCCUCUUCGCGUCGAUGGGGGCGCAAAGGGCCAACCAGCAGGUGACCUCCAAGUGCGUGGGGGCCAUGACCUGCCGGGUCUUGGCGCCGGAGAUCUUCCGGGAGGUGGUUGCGCGCUCAAAGCCGGCCCUGGGGCCGGGGAACUUCUCGGAAGUGGGCAAGGACAUUGCCUCUGCGGAGGAGUACACUGCAGUCCGCCAAGCGAUCUUCAGCUGCCCAUUCAAAGCGAUCCGCUGGAGCAGACAGCCGAGGGUGAGAUUGGAGCAACUGCCACCUCUCUACGAAGGCUUUCCCAAACGGAUUGAAGACAACGUUUACUUUAUGGGCCACCCGGAUGCCAACACCUUUGCAUGUGCCGGCUUCUUCAUACGGCACGAGGGUCAUAAUAUUUUGAUCGACCCGCCAAUCGCGCAUCCCAAGCUUUUGGAGGCAGUGCAGCAGAUGGGUGGAGUGCAACACUUGUGUUUUACCCAUGUAGAUCACACUGGGAAUGCCACCGCCUGGUAUGAAGCAACGAAGGCAUCCCGACUGAUGCACAAGGACGAUAUGGUCGAGGCAGAAAGUAAGUACACUCCAUUUCCAGUCACCAAAGGCUUCGAGCAUCUUUUGGAGCUCAAAGCAGGGGAAACCACGGCCUUGGAGGGCCUGGCUGAAUUUCAGAUCAUUCACACACCCGGCCACACAGCUGGGAGCAUCAUGUUUUUGUACAAGAAGAAGUUCCUCUUCACGGGGGAUUCAUUGCAUUACUCAGCUGUCAAGGGACAUCUGGUUGCGGCCCGUGUCCAAUGCUGGCAGAGUUGGGAGUUGCAGACUCAAAGCCUCCUGGUCAACAUCUUUCAGGACUUCCAGUGGGUCCUGCCCGGGCACGGCGAUUGGCGGCGCUUCGAGAGUCCCGGCGCCGCCCGCGCCAGCCUGGACCGCUGCGUCUGGUGGAUGAAGCGGCAGGGCAGAGGCCGGACCUGGCUGCCGUGGUAUGUGAUUUGGAUCGAGUGCCGAAAGCUGCCGCCUGGUCUUUUCACCUGGUUGGCCGACAGCUUCUUGAUGACGCAAGGUGCGAAGGAUUCACUUCCCAAUUGGACACUGCCAUCUUGGUUCACAUCCUUGGUACUGCUAAUCCCUCCUGCCAUGCUUCUGUUCUGCGCGAUGCCGUGGACGACUCUAAAGCGAGCCCUGCCGCUUUGA
Molecule: messenger RNA, 1416 nt
Organism: Effrenium voratum
Lineage: Eukaryota; Dinophyceae; Suessiales; Symbiodiniaceae
Source: the annotation of a GenBank genome assembly